Pocillopora damicornis (cauliflower coral) is the source of this 1108-nucleotide messenger RNA. Its product is annotated as protein KTI12 homolog. The record is from RefSeq and is a predicted model, not a curated record. Lineage: Eukaryota; Metazoa; Cnidaria; Anthozoa; Scleractinia; Pocilloporidae.
GGUUUCAAUAUGGCGGCCGAAGUGUCUUGUGAAAUACUAUCGUGAACUCCUCUUCAAAUUGGCGGAAUAUAUGUGUUUAAGAUGCCACUAAUAAUCAUGUGUGGAUUUCCUUGUUCUGGAAAGUCAAAAAGAGCACAGGAAUUAAGGAAUUACUUGGAAAACAGGGGGAAAACUGUCUAUUUAGCGAGCGACGAAAGUAGCUCUUUGGACAGAAAUUCUGUGUAUUCAGCCUCAGCAAAUGAAAAGGAAGCAAGAGGUCUUUUAAAGUCUGCAGUGGAAAGGCUUAUUUCAAGAGAUGAUGUAGUUAUUUUGGACUCCCUCAAUUACAUAAAAGGUUAUAGAUAUGAGUUAUACUGUGUUGCAAAGGCACACAAGACCACACAUUGUAUAGUGCAUUGUGACACUUCUAAAGAAAUCUGUUCAGAGUGGAAUAAAACAAGAGAAAGUAGAUAUAAUGAUGAAACAUUAGAUGCUUUAGUAAUGAGGUUUGAGCCGCCUGACUCAAGGAACAGAUGGGACUCUCCGUUAUUUGUCAUCCAGGUUGAUGAUGACCUUCCAUUUGAAUCUAUAUAUGAUGCAUUAAUCAACAGAGUACCACCGCCGCCAAACCAGGCUACUCAACCGCAACCUUUGUCAGCAACAAACUUCCUCUACGAGCUUGACAAAAUAACUCAAGAAAUAGUUACUGUCUUGAUAAAUUCCCAACGGACGUUUGUACCUGGGGAUCACAUCACGGUCCCGGGAACAUCGGAGAAAAUAUCCUUUUACAAAACAUACCAUGUUUUUUUCCGCUCUAAAGAACGGAAGGAUAAGCAAUUUUGGGCACUUGAGUGCCCUCGCCCAAAGAGGACUUACAGUGUCGGUAUGCACUCGAAAGAGUCGAUUCAUAUCACAAGUGACCGCUUAGUGAGUCAAUUGAUAACAAUACGGUUUUCUAAAUUUCAAAUGAUGUGCAUAUUUCCUUAACAGUUUUGUCUCCACGUUGUUCUGGAUAGGACUGCAAACAUGGCAGAAUUAAGAAAAAUACGUCGACAAUUUAUUACCUACACGAAGAUGCAUCCUGUCGAAGAUACGAAGAAAAUUUCCAAUAUGUUUGUGCAGUAUCUGA